AUUAGUGUGUGUGUUAUCCGUAGUUGCGGUGGCUGCGGCCAGGCGGCGCUGACUGACCAUAUCUCCCUCUCGGUAAACAUCAUCAUCAACAUGUCCACUCAGAAGAAGAAAACCAGGAAACUUCGUGGACACGUGAGCCAUGGUCAUGGCCGUGUUGGAAAGCACCGCAAGCAUCCUGGUGGUCGUGGUAAUGCUGGUGGUCAGCACCAUCACAGAAUUAACUUUGACAAAUACCAUCCUGGUUACUUUGGAAAGGUUGGUAUGAGAAGAUACCAUGACCGUCCCAGUCACAGAUGGGCUCCAAUCAUCAAUCUAGACAAGAUAUGGUCUUUGGUGUCUGAACAAACAAGAAUCAAUUAUGCAAAGGCAAAGGAAAAUGAUAAAGUGCCAGUAAUCAAUGUUGUCCGAUCAGGUUACUACAAGGUCUUGGGUAAAGGUACCCUCCCUAAACAGCCAGUUAUUGUAAAGGCUAAAUUCUUCUCCCGCAAAGCUGAAGAAAAAAUAAAAGCUGUUGGUGGUUGCUGCGUGCUAAUGGCCUAGUUAACUUCCAAGAACUUUCUUAGCCAGCUCGUCGAAGACCUCAUUCAAAGCAGAUUAUAUAAAACUGGAAGAUACUUUUUUUGAUAACUUAGCUUGAGAAUUAAAGCUAUGAAGAAU
This is a messenger RNA of Cherax quadricarinatus, 657 nucleotides long. RefSeq names its product ribosomal protein L27A (gene RpL27A). Lineage: Eukaryota; Metazoa; Arthropoda; Malacostraca; Decapoda; Parastacidae. Gene Ontology annotation, cellular component: ribosome; cytosolic large ribosomal subunit. Gene Ontology annotation, biological process: translation. Gene Ontology annotation, molecular function: structural constituent of ribosome. The record is from RefSeq and is a predicted model, not a curated record.